AUGCCCAUCCGAAACCCCUUUGCCCGCAGGUCCGGCACUGUCGUCGCUGUCCACGACGAAAAUGCCCCUCCCGAACGCAACCUCGGCUUUGAGCGCGUUGACACGGUCGGCUCCAAGGCGUCGUCGGUGCUCAGCAUCCGCAGCGCCAAAAGCCAAGACACGGGCGAGUACAAGAUGAGCGUCGUCAAUGACAGCGGCGUCUAUCUCCCGCCGUCGCCCAUCGAGGAGAGGGCCCCUUGGCCGCGCAAGUACCUGUCGUCGAGGGCCUCGUCGUCGGACACCGGGAGUAGCUUUGGCGACAUUGAGCACUUUUCCAUUUCCCGAGAAUCCUUUGACUCGUACAGACGAUCAUUUGAUAUUACUGCACGAUCUCCCGUCAUCAGCCACGACUUGCAUACACGCCAAAGUCUCGACUCAGCCCGCCUCCAACGUACCCCUAGAUGGGCUGCAGAUCACAGGAUAGGUCGCCAGCCACCGACUCCCGAGGAGAGCUUCGAGGACAUUGGCCUGGACGACAACAAGCAGCAACAGCCCCGCAAGCGCGGCUUUUUCUCCAAGUUCGGCGAGCCGGCAGACCGGGACGCGACGGGCCAGCCGGGCGUCUCGCGCUUCCUCGUGCACGGGCGCAAGAGGGGGCAGAGCGGCCAAGGCUCAGAGCUCGGCCAGAUUGAGCGCCCAAAGGCGUCGGACGAGGCGCGCCCGUAG
Molecule: messenger RNA, 705 nt
Organism: Hirsutella rhossiliensis
Lineage: Eukaryota; Fungi; Ascomycota; Sordariomycetes; Hypocreales; Ophiocordycipitaceae
Exons: 4
Coding region: 1-705 (234 amino acids)
Source: RefSeq, a predicted model, not a curated record